UCCGUCAGAGCCCCAUCUCUCUUUUACAGCAGUGUGACUUGUGCAUAUGUGUGUGUAGUGUGGCCGUCCGCCGCGAGUGUGUUGAUAACUGGGAAGUGGCAAAUAUACAUCACAGCAAGCGCGACAUUGUCGUCCAGGUUGUGAGAUAUAGUGAGCAAAGCAAGUGUAUGCCGACUUAAGCUCCGGGCUCUUCCUGCCUCAGGGAGCGCCCGUAAAAAAAGCUCAGAGGUGCAUUAACCAAGGGAGGAUUUGUUAAGCCGAGGAACGGCGCGACGAAAGCAAAAAAAUGACAACCGAUAUCUCGGUGCAGCGUACCGGCUGGGAUCCGACUCUCCAGCAGGAGAUUGUCGACGAGUACGAGUACGAUGGUGGCAAUUCUAGUUCCAGACUUUUCGAACGAUCGCGCAUCAAGGCACUUGCCGGUGAGCGUGAGUUAGUCCAAAAGAAAACCUUCCAAAAAUGGGUGAACUCUCAUUUGGUGCGUUGUUCAGCGCGCAUCGGCGACCUGUACGUCGACCUUCGCGACGGCAAGAUGCUAAUCAAACUUUUGGAAAUCUUGUCAGGCGAGCGCUUACCACGUCCAACAAAAGGCAAAAUGCGCAUUCACUGUUUGGAGAACGUGGACAAAGCAUUGCAAUUCUUGCGCGAGCAACGCGUUCAUUUGGAGAACAUGGGUUCGCACGACAUCGUCGAUGGCAAUGCAAGGUUGACGCUUGGUCUCAUUUGGACGAUAAUCCUACGUUUUCAAAUUCAAGAUAUUACCAUCGAAGAGACGGAUAAUCAGGAGACGAAGAGUGCUAAGGAUGCGUUAUUAUUGUGGUGCCAGAUGAAGACUGCUGGCUAUCAUAACGUGAACGUGAGGAAUUUCACGACAUCGUGGCGCGAUGGGCUGGCAUUUAAUGCUAUUAUUCACAAACACAGACCAGAUCUCAUUCAGUUCGAUAGACUGUCGCGGUCUAAUGCUAUUUAUAACCUGAACAACGCCUUCAAUGUCGCCGAGGACAAACUUGGUCUUACAAAGUUAUUGGAUGCUGAGGAUAUAUUCGUCGACCAUCCUGACGAGAAGUCCAUUAUCACUUAUGUUGUUACUUAUUAUCACUACUUUUCCAAGAUGAAGCAAGAGACUGUGCAAGGAAAGAGAAUCGGCAAAGUCGUUGGCAUCGCAAUGGAAAACGAACGUAUGAUCCGCGAGUACGAGAGUUUGACAAGCGAAUUGCUCAAAUGGAUCGAGUCGACCAUCACAGCUCUUGGUGACCGUCAAUUUGCCAACUCCUUGAUGGGUGUCCAAGCCCAAUUGUCUCAAUUCUCCAACUACCGAACUGUCGAAAAACCACCGAAAUUCGUCGAGAAAGGUAAUCUCGAAGUUCUUCUGUUCACUCUGCAAUCGAAAAUGAGAGCCAACAACCAGAAACCAUACACGCCCAAGGAAGGCAAAAUGAUUUCUGACAUCAACAAAGCUUGGGAAAGGCUUGAAAAAGCUGAACAUGAGAGAGAAUUGGCUCUUAGAGAAGAAUUGAUUAGACAGGAGAAACUUGAUCAACUGGCUGCUAGGUUUAACAGAAAAGCUUGCAUGAGGGAGACUUGGCUGUCUGAGAAUCAACGACUGGUGUCUCAAGACAAUUUUGGAUUCGAUUUGGCAGCAGUGGAAGCAGCAGCCAAGAAGCACGAAGCCAUUGAAACCGAUAUAUUUGCUUACGAAGAGCGCGUACAGGCAGUAGUAGCCGUAUCACGAGAACUCGAAGCUGAGAAGUACCACGACAUUGAACGCAUCAACGCACGCAAGGAUAAUGUUUUACGUUUGUGGAACUACCUGUUGGAGUUACUCCGUGCUCGAAGAUCUCGUCUUGAGCUGUCAUUGCAAUUACAGCAGAACUUCCAAGAGAUGCUGUACAUUCUCGACAGCAUGGAAGAGAUAAAGCUGCGUCUGUUAACAGAUGACUACGGCAAACAUCUUAUGGGUGUUGAAGAUCUGCUACAGAAGCAUUCACUUGUCGAGGCAGAUAUCAACGUUCUUGGCGAAAGAGUCAAGGCUGUCGUGCAGCAAAGUCAACGCUUUCUUGAACAAGAUGAAGGUUACAGACCAUGCGACCCAUCGAUCAUCGUUGAGCGCGUGCAACAAUUGGAGGAUGCUUACUCCGAACUUGUUCGUCUUGCUGUGGAGAGACGAGCUCGUCUUGAAGAGUCGAGGAAGCUGUGGCAAUUCUACUGGGACAUGGCUGACGAGGAGAAUUGGAUCAAAGAGAAGGAACAGAUUGUUUCCACAGGUGAUAUCGGUCAUGACUUGACUACCAUCAAUCUUUUAUUGUCCAAACACAAGGCUACUGAAGGAGAGAUCAACUCGCACGAGCCGCAACUUAUGUCUGUGGUGGCUGUUGGCGACGAGCUUGUUCGCGAAAAACACUUUGGAUCUGAUAAAAUCCAAGAACGUCUUCAGGAAAUUCUGAAGAUGUGGAAUCACUUGUUGGAUCUCACUUCUUUCAGAAAGAAGAGACUCGAGGAAGCUGUUGAUUAUCAUCAAUUGUUUGCCGAUGCUGAUGAUAUCGAUGCCUGGAUGCUCGAUACUCGAAAACUCGUGUCGUCUGAAGAUGUUGGUAGAGAUGAAGCUAAUGUGCAGUCACUACUGAAGAAACACAAAGAUGUGUCUGACGAACUAAAGAAUUAUGCCCAGACUAUAGAACAACUGCAUCAACAAGCUUCUCAACUCGGCGAACAGGAUGCCAAGUCACCCGAAGUUAUCGAUCGACUUGCCAAAAUCGAUGCGAACUACAAAGAGCUUCAAGAACUCGCUAAGAACAGGAAGCAGAGGCUGCUUGAUGCUCUUUCGCUCUAUAAGCUUCUCAGUGAGAGCGAUGGUGUGGAACAAUGGAUCGGCGAGAAGAACAGGAUGCUCGAUACUAUGGUACCUGCCAAAGACAUUGAAGAUGUUGAGAUCAUGAAGCAUCGUUAUGAUGGAUUCGAGAAGGAGAUGAAUGCUAAUGCAUCGCGUGUUGCAGUUGUCAACCAAUUAGCGAGACAACUAUUGCACGUAGAGCAUCCUAACUCGCCACAGAUUAAUCAACGCCAAAACGAGCUUAAUCAGAAAUGGGCAGAGUUACGCGAUAAAGCAGAAUCCAAACGCGAGGCUCUCAACUCAGCUCAUGGCGUUCAAACCUUCCAUAUUGAGUGCCGCGAAACAGUCUCGUGGAUAGAAGAUAAAAAACGUAUCCUUCAAGAAACCGAUUCCCUCGAGAUGGACCUCACGGGUGUCAUGACCCUACAGCGUCGUCUCAGUGGUAUGGAACGUGACUUGGCUGCUAUUCAAGCGAAAUUGGAUGCUCUCGAGAAGGAAGCACAAGUCAUUGAGAAAGAUCAUCCAGAAGAGGCAGCUGUUAUCAGAGAGAGGAUUACUCAGAUUCACACGAUUUGGGAACAUCUUACGCAGAUGCUUAAAGAGAGAGACGCGAAACUUGAGGAAGCUGGUGAUCUGCACAGAUUCCUUCGUGAUCUCGAUCACUUCCAGGCUUGGCUUACAAAGACUCAGACCGACGUUGCUAGCGAAGAUGAACCUGUUAGUUUGGCCGAUGCAGAGAAGUUACUCGCUCAGCAUCAGAACAUCAAGGAAGAGAUUGAUAACUACACCGAUGACUAUCAAAAGAUGAUGGAGUAUGGUGAGAAAUUGACGAGUGAGGCAAGCGAAGGCGAUACUCAGUACAUGUUCUUGCGUGAACGUCUUAACGCUCUAAAGAUGGGCUGGGAAGAGCUACAUCAGAUGUGGGCUAACCGUCAGAAUUUACUUUCAAACGCUCUUAACUAUCAGGUGUUCGAACGUGAUGCUCGUCAAGCCGAAGUUUUGCUCUCUCAACAAGAACACUUCUUGGCAAAGGACGAAACUCCGACCAACUUUGAACAAGCGGAAAAUAUGAUCAAACGUCACGAGGCAUUCAUGACUACUAUGGAUGCCAAUGACGAAAAGAUUAACUCUGUUGCUCAAUUCGCUGCAAGACUCGUCGAUGAUGGACAUGUUGCUUCCGAUAAGGUCAAACGUAAAGCUGAAUCCAUUGGUGAACGUCGCAACAACAACCGUGACAAAGCUCAACAGAUUAUGGAUAAAUUACGCGAUCAGCAACAACUCCAACUUUUCUUGCAAGAUGUCGAGGAAUUGGGUGAAUGGAUACAGGAAAAACAUAUUACAGCCCAGGAUGAGACAUACCGAAGUGCCAAGACCGUGCACAGCAAGUGGACUAGGCAUCAGGCUUUCGAGGCUGAAAUUGCCAGUAAUAAAGAUCGUUUAGAGCAGCUUAAAUCUGACGCUGAAAAACUUAUUCAACAAAAGCCUGAACUUGCUGAAAUUAUCCAGCCCAAAGUUCAGGAGUUAGCCGAUCAGUUUGAGGAACUUGAGAAAACUACUCACGAGAAAGGAGAAAGGCUAUUUGAUGCUAAUCGAGAGGUUCUUAUUCACCAGACUUGCGAUGAUAUAGAUUCCUGGAUGAACGAACUUGAGAAACAAAUCGAGAGCACGGACACAGGUUCGGAUUUGGCCUCGGUGAAUAUCCUAAUGCAGAAGCAACAGAUGAUAGAGACCCAGAUGGCGGUGAAGGCCCAACAAGUGACAGCACUCGACAAACAAGCCGAGCACUUACAACAAACAGUCCCAGAUGAGAAGAUGGAAGAGAUCAAGUUCAAGAAGGAAAAAGUUGCACAACGCUUUGCACAGCUCAAGGAACCGCUUGUUGAGAGACAAAAACAAUUGGAGAAGAAGAAGGAAGCUUUCCAGUUCAGGCGAGAUGUCGAGGACGAAAAAUUGUGGAUUGCCGAGAAGAUGCCACAAGCUACCAGUAAGGAGCACGGUAACUCACUGUUCAAUGUGCAUGCUCUCAAGAAGAAGAAUCAAUCGUUGAGGACGGAAAUCGACAACCACGAACCACGUAUCAAUUUUGUCUGUAAUAAUGGCAAAAAAUUAAUUGAUGAAGGUCACGAGGACAGUGCUGAAUUCCGCAGAUUGAUUUCCGAACUCAACGAGAAAUGGCAAGAAUUGAAGGACGCUAUCGACGAGAGAAACUCCCAACUGUUACAGAAUGAGAAAGCACAGCAAUACAUCUUCGACGCGACUGAAGCUGAAUCUUGGAUGAGCGAACAAGAACUUUACAUGAUGGUGGAGGACCGUGGUAAAGAUGAAAUUUCCGCACAAAAUCUCAUGAAGAAACACGAAAGUCUUGAGAAUGCUGUCGAAGAUUACGCUGAGACUAUUAGGCAGCUUGGAGAGACUGCAAGGCAGCUUAUCAGUGAUCAGCAUCCUCUUGGUGAUCAAAUUGCCGUUAAACAAUCACAGGUUGAUAAAUUGUAUGCCGGUCUGAAAGAUCUUGCUGGUGAACGUCGUGCCAAGCUUGACGAAGCCCUUCAACUGUUCAUGUUGAACCGCGAGGUUGACGACUUGGAGCAAUGGAUCGCCGAACGCGAAGUGGUCGCUGGCAGUCACGAGUUGGGUCAAGAUUAUGACCACGUCACCCUUUUAUGGGAACGUUUCAAGGAAUUCGCACGAGACACUGAAGCGAUUGGGUCGGAACGUGUAUCCGUUGUCAACGGUAUCGCCGAUUCAUUGAUCGCUGCUGGUCACUCUGACGCUGCCACCAUUGCCGAAUGGAAAGAUGGUUUGAAUGAAGUUUGGCAAGACUUGUUGGAGCUCAUCGAGACACGCACACAAAUGUUGGCUGCAAGCCGUGAGUUGCAUAAAUUCUUCCACGAUUGCAAGGACGUUCUUGGGCGUAUCCUCGGGAAACAGAAUGCCAUGUCUGAUGAACUUGGACGUGAUGCCGGUUCUGUUUCCGCUCUUCAACGAAAACAUGGCAACUUCAUCUCCGAUUUAUCAACUCUACAGAGCCAAGUGUUACAGAUUCAGGAAGAAUCUGCUAAAUUGCAGGCUAGCUAUGCUGGCGAUAAAGCACGGGAAAUCACAAAUCGCGAAGCUGAAGUCGUUGCUGCUUGGAAUAAUUUGCAGUCUCUGUGCGAAGGACGUCGUACUAAAUUGGAGGAUACUGGAGACUUAUUCAAAUUCUUUAACAUGGUGAGAAACCUGAUGAUUUGGAUGGACGAUGUUGUCAGACAAAUGAAUACCAGUGAAAAACCAAGAGACGUCAGUGGAGUUGAGCUAUUAAUGAACAAUCAUCAAAGUUUGAAAGCUGAAAUUGAUGCGAGAGAAGAUAAUCUCCUAAGUUGUAUCAACUUGGGCAAAGAUUUAUUGUCGAGAAAUCACUAUGCUAGCUCGCAGAUCAAGGAGAAACUUACAGCACUCACAGAGCACAGGAAAGCACUGUUACAUCGCUGGGAAGAACGCUGGGAAAACUUGCAGCUUAUUUUGGAAGUGUACCAGUUUGCACGCGAUGCCGCCGUCGCAGAAGCAUGGUUGAUUGCUCAAGAACCGUACCUUAUGAGUCAAGAACUUGGACACACAAUCGAUGAGGUCGAAAAUCUAAUCAAGAAACACGAGGCAUUUGAAAAAUCGGCAGCUGCACAAGAAGAAAGAUUCAGUGCUUUGAAACGUUUGACCACAUUUGAACUUCGAGAAAUGAAAAGACGAGAACAAGAAAGAGAAGAAGAAGAAAGGCGCAAAAAAGAAGAAGCAGCCGCUGCGGAAGCCGCAAAACUGGCCAAAGCAACUCCAGUCGCUAGCCCAACAGGUGAAGCAGCUAGCGAAAGGGUGGAAGCAGACGGAGUUCAAACUAAAGACGACGAUCAUGCGGCACCACGUAAAGCUUCCACGGCGAAGGCUCAAGAGAAGCCCAAGGAAGUAGAGCAUGUCCAAAAGAGUCCAAGGAAACAAGUCCCAGGUGACAUACCUAUAUCACAAUCACCAUCCCCAUCGAAGCAUCGAGCCUCACCUUCCACUCCCACAACACCGAGAGGUGGCUCGGAGUCUGGUACAUUGAGACGCAAGGAUCGCAGUCGUAGCAAGUCACCGUUUAGAAGCUUUCGUUGGAAGAAACAGCCCAAGUCGCCUAGUCUUGAUCGCAGCCAAGGUGCCAGUGACGACGAGUAUGAAGCUCGAAGCCCAAGCGACGACGAGUUCGAAGGCGUGCUGGUGCGUAAACACGAGUGGGAGAGUACGACCAAGAAGGCCAGUAAUCGAUCUUGGGACAAAAUAUACAUGGUAGUGCGUGGUCAAACCCUCGUUGCUUACAAAGACCAAAAGUCGUACAAAUCGGCACCCGAUCAGAUUUACAAGGGCGAGACACCGCUCGAUCUCAAGGGCGCUAACAUUUCGAUCGCCAGCGAUUAUACUAAGAAGAAACAUGUCUUCCGCGUCAAAACGCAAAGCGGAGCGGACUUCCUAUUCCAAGCGAAAGACGACGCCGAGAUGAACGAAUGGGUUGCGUCAUUGAAUCAAGCAGCUCAGGGUGCCUCGGCGGCAGGCACCUCCCGAGCGCACACGCUGCCAGCGCCAACACAAGCUGAAACCAAGAGACGCAGCUUCUUCACCCUUAAGAAAAAUUAAAUCGAAGCAGCGAAAAUUUGACGCAAGAUAAAUUAAAGAAAACCGCCCAAAAGCUCGAUGUGCGUCUCAACGCGCGAGACGACGCAUGAAGAAAUACAAUAUACACAUAAAUUUACACAUAUACACGUACGAAUUUCAUACAAAAGACACAAACAACAAGAAGAUGAAACCUUCAAAACAGAAGAAUAUUUCGUAGCUCUACUUAACUAAAAGCCACGCUAAUAAACCGAAUGAAGAGUUCUGGGCACACAUAAUUAUUAAAAAAUGAAUUAAUUAGAGAAGAACAAGAUCCUAAAAAGGAACUCUGAUUUAAGCAAAGUAAUCGCUAAAAUAGAGAGAAAAAAAAAUAAAGAUGUUUAAAAAUUUUAAGAAUGUCCCAAGUUAGUGCGAUCGAUUUUUCUACUUAGACGUUGAGAAGAAAAAAGAAAUAUCUAUGAUAAAAAAUUUAUCCAUUCGGCAUCAUCUACAUACAUAUAUUGUAAUAUGAGCAUGCAUAUAUUCACACUGUGUGGAAGUUCGAUCGUCGAUGCAUGAAUUUUACACACCAAACGUUCUACAAACGUGUAUCAAGAUGUAAUAAGGACUGUGUCUGUUAUUUUCUUUUUUUUGCCUGUUUGUCUGAAUUAUAUUAUUAUUGUGUUAUAUGGUGUAUUAUUUAUCAGACGCAGCUUUUAAGAGGAGAUUGCCAAUUCACUUUUUGGUUAAUUUUAGGACAGUUUUUUAUUGUAUGAACGAUCAAUUGAAAAACAAAAAUGUAUUGUCCUUUUUGUACUUCUCGGCGAACAUUUUCUCAUAAUCGAGCAGAACUAAGUUUCAGAAAACUUUUUACGUAUGUUAUUUGCUUGAACUCGUGAAAGUUUAUUCGCUAGAACUUUUAUUUUACUUACGAAACUAUACUCAGCUGUCCACGUUCUUUUUAUACGAAAACGAUAAAAAACAGAUAUAUCUGAGACAGCAAUACUCUGUUCGUAGUCACGAGUUUGUAUGCGUUGUGUAAAGACAACAUAAGAAUCAUGAAAAAACAAUCUCUUCUGUGUCCGGCAUUAUCUAAAAUAUGUGAAUUUUAUGUGCACUGCCCUUCAAUCCAAUGUGUUGUUUUUAUUUUAACGUCGGCGACUUCCCCCUUUAAUUGCCAUAUGUAUUUUUAUUAAGAGCUUAGCUGCGCUAACUUGGGAUAAUGUAUGAGAUAUAGUGUAUAACGAUUGUUAAAGUCAAACAUUGUCAACAGAAGAAGAGAGAAAGAGCGUCAAAAAUUGUUUAAUCACUUCGUAAAAAAAAUAUUAUCUGUAACGAAAAAAAGUUAAAAAUGUUCUCCCAUAUUAGCAUAAAAGACAAAAAAUUAAGACAAAAUGCAUAUACAUGAAUAUAUUUAAUUCUUUGAGGCUUUUGAAGACACGCAAAAGCUUUGUAUACUUAUAUAAGUAAUGUGAAUUGUGCGAUCGAAUCGUGUAGUAUAUUUGAUUACUGUUUUGUCCUUUUUAUAAUUGCGAAUCUGUAUCCUUGCGGUAAACAAAAAAAUUGUUUUCUAAAGAAUUAUACUUUUGAAAAUUCUUAAAAAAGUACUCUAGCUGCAAUAUUAUGAGGUCAACUUUACGUCUAUUAAAAAAGAUUGAAGUAUAAUGCCUUUAUUUUCUUGAUGAUUAUACGAUAAAUGUCAUAUCGCUAUGAAGCAUUGAGCAUCGUUUUACCUGAAAAGUCAGAUAUUGUUGUUGAGAGAAAAAAUCUAAGAAGAAAGUAAAGAAAAAGAAAAAAAUAGAUCUUGUACUACGAGAGAAUUGUACAUAAAAUAUAUGUGAAUCUCUAUUGCACAAGAAUCUUUUUGAAGAGAGACAACAAAGGCAGCAUACACAUGUUAUUAUAUAUAACCUUUAUUUUGAAUGACUUUUAAUCUGCUUUAAUCGCGCGAAUCUAUAUUACAUAUAAGACAUUUUAUUUAAGUCUAAAAAAGAUUGCAUCGCUUAAAUUAAAUAUAAAUUUAUAAUAUCAAUGAUUAUCGCUGUGCUUUCCCUUCACUUUUACUUUUUCUUUUACGUAUAGUUUAUAAAUAUUAUAUUAUGCUUCUAACGGUAAGAAAAAAUGUAUAAGUGAGACAGAUCAAUUGACUAUAAUAAUAAUACACAGCAUUAAGAAACAAAAUUUUCAAGACGGCUCCUCUUUCAUUUUUUCUUAUACAAAACUACUGCAUAUUAAAAAAAGCGCUUGUUGGUCAGUUUCUCUGAAUGAAUGUAUCGUAGCUCGUCUUCUCUACUCAUUGUCCGAAAAAAGUUAUUAUAAGAUGGAAAAAAAUCAAACUUAAAACUAUCAUCGCGUUUAGAAGUAUCAACUACAGUGAAUCUACUUAGAUAAAAAACAUUCAUAUUCAAUAUACAUUGCGAUACGUAUUAUCAAGAUCAUUGACAUAAAAAUAAACUCACCAGCAUUUCAAGAUAAAAAAACGAAGUGUUUUAAAUGUUCAGCUUGCUACUAUAAAUGACAGUGAAUACAAUAAAAUAAAAAAAGAGAUUGAUCGGUACUACGAGAAACAGGAAACAAGAGCUGAUAAAACUGCCAGUAAGCCAUAAGAAGGGCCUUGAGUAGCUUGAUAUGUUUAGAUAUUUAGUAUCGAGUUGUUGAUGCAAAAAAAUGGUAUAAAAUGGUAUAAUGAUAAAAACUGCGGAGACUGGAUUUGCUUGUAUGAGUAUUGAAAAACAGCUGUCAAGAGUAAAAUCAAAUACGACUUACUGCUAUAAUAAAUCGUUGUUGGAAUAA
Molecule: messenger RNA, 10216 nt
Organism: Phymastichus coffea
Lineage: Eukaryota; Metazoa; Arthropoda; Insecta; Hymenoptera; Eulophidae
Gene: beta-Spec
Product: spectrin beta chain
Exons: 19
Coding region: 287-7468 (2393 amino acids)
Biological process (GO): actin cytoskeleton organization; neuron development
Cellular component (GO): cortical actin cytoskeleton; plasma membrane; spectrin
Molecular function (GO): structural constituent of cytoskeleton; phospholipid binding; actin filament binding
Source: RefSeq, a predicted model, not a curated record